This is a messenger RNA of Panicum virgatum (switchgrass), 2137 nucleotides long. Its product is annotated as ankyrin-1-like. Bases 692 to 1828 code for a protein of 378 amino acids. Gene Ontology annotation, molecular function: protein binding. The record is from RefSeq and is a predicted model, not a curated record. The transcript is spliced from 3 exons. NCBI's taxonomy places the organism in Eukaryota, Viridiplantae, Streptophyta, Magnoliopsida, Poales, Poaceae.
GGCAUGGCGGAAGCGGAUGAAGUGCGCGUGGGAGGGAUCCGGCUCCAUGAUAGGUGAGUCAAUCUGAUACCAAAUUGUUUGCAAGAAACUCAGCUAGAGAAGGAAGAAGGGAAACAACAGGCAUGAAGAUAUCUGAUUACAGGUCAAGGUUCUCUAGUUUCUACCUGCCUCAUCUCUAUCUCUCCUGUAUUAAUACGAUACAGCUUGGAAUCGAGGCCUGAAUAUCAGCUAAGGCCAUUGGGGUCCUGGAUUCCUGACAUUGGGUUCCAUGGUUCGCUUGGGCCAAGUCGACAAGGGGCGGACUGGGCGGAUGUAGCCCAGUGUGAACUGUGAAGCAGCUGUUGCAGUGGUAACACAACCACAUUAGUAACUAUUGUAUUAGAACAAUCGAUUCUUUGCUUCAUUCUAGUGACGACCUUCCUUUUUCUCUUUUCCCCUUUGGCUUUCUCUUUUCCUUUUUCUAGCACUGUUUUAUUUGUCGGUUGUGUUUUAUAUAUAACAAGGCUGCUGCAAGGGACAACCGGACAGAGUAACAAGUUUCUUGCUUGUCUAGCUAGCCUCUUCUCUUGUUUGCCUCUUCACCUGUAUUGAGGAUAAAGAAGUUGAGUGCGUUUAAGUUACUGGAUCAUCAUCUCUUGCCGUCCAUAUACUAUACGGCGGCCAUAUUCAGCAGCCAGGGGAAGCAUUAUAUAUGGACCAACGUCUCCUGGAAGCAGCCACACGUGGUGACGCUCCAUCAAUGAAGCAACUACUAGCAGCUCCUGGUGACUCGGACGUGCUGCUCGGGACGACUCCACGGGGAAACAACUGCCUCCACAUCGCCUCCAUCCAGGGCCACGAGGAAUUCUGCAAGGAUGUCGUGACGACGCUCGACCAUUCUCCGGCUCUCCUCUCGGCCGUCAACAAUGAUGGCGAGACGCCGCUGCUCACCGCAGUGACAAGGGGCCGUGUGCCUCUGGCCUCUUUUUUACUCAGGUGCUGCCGCGACCAGCAGCUGAGCGAGACGAUCCUGAAGCAAGACAAGCACGGAUGCAACGCCCUGCACCACGCAAUACGCAGCAGGCUCAGGGACCUCGCGCUGGAGCUGAUACAAGUGGAGCCUGCUCUGUCGGAAGCUGUGAACCAAUCCGGCCAGUCACCCAUGUUCAUCGCGGUGAUGAGGAAUUAUGAGGACGUCUUCGAGAAAUUGUUGGAGAUUCCGAGUUCUGCUCAUGGCGGACCCGGAGGCAUCAAUGCUCUGUAUGCUGCCGCGAGAAACAGUAACUCAGUCAUCGCUAAAAUGAUUAUGGAGACACGUCCUGCUCUGGCCAGUGAAGAAGAGGGAAGGAACAAGAAUACUCCACUGCAGCUGGCUACACUUUGGAGCAGGAUUGACGUGGUAAGAGUACUGUUGGAACACGAUCGGUCUUUAGGGUACAGGUUCUCCGCAGAUGGGGAACCACUUCUCGUUUCUGCUGCAUUCCGAGGCCAUGUCAGUGUCGCUCGAGAGCUCCUUAAAUAUUGUCCAGAUGCGCCCUAUACCUACACAAGUAACGGUUGGACAUGUCUGCACGUAGCUGCAAUCUUUCAACAGACGGAGUUUGUAGAAUUUGUGCUGGGUUCGCCACAGCUCCGUGGACUCAUUAACAUGCAAGAUUCAGACGGAAAUACUGCUCUGCAUCUCGCAGUCGCCGUCUGCAAUCCCAAGAUAGUCGCUGCUUUACUGCUUCGCCAAGACAUUGACGUCACAAUGAUGAACAAAAAGACUAUCACGCCAAUCAUGGUAUUAUCUGGUGCCGCCGACAAAGCCAAGACAUUAAACUAUAUGUUCUCUCAGUACACGUACUAGUCCACUAACAAAUUAGUCUGUAUGCUUUCCCAAAACAAACAUAGCCUGUAUAUAUGCCGAUCAUAUCGACUGUCCUGUCAUAUUGUUCUUCUAGUUCUACCAAUCAUUCACCCGUGGAAUUUGACAACUAAGCAUAACUAACAGAGUUAGAUAAUGUUUUAGGGAAAAAAUAAUAGAUUGAAUGGCUUUGACAGAGCAUUCAUUUCUAUCCCUUAAAUAUCUUUUAGGGAUCAAUUUCGUCCUUAGUUUUAAAAUGACCAUUUAAAUCCACAGGUUUUACAUUUGGGUUCAAUUCCAUCCCAAAACUAU